Messenger RNA from Trichophyton rubrum CBS 118892, 1047 nucleotides. RefSeq lists its product as uncharacterized. Gene Ontology annotation, biological process: lipid metabolic process. The transcript has a single exon. The record is from RefSeq and is a predicted model, not a curated record. Bases 1 to 1047 code for a protein of 348 amino acids. Lineage: Eukaryota; Fungi; Ascomycota; Eurotiomycetes; Onygenales; Arthrodermataceae.
AUGGUACUCUGGUUGUGCUGGAGUGCUCCGUGGCUCGAAGCCUGCAACUGUUCGCCGGUAAGCAUCAUAGUUGGGCUCAAUUACCAGCCAGUGAUCUACAACAUGAUACUAAUGAUAGUUACAGUUGCAAUUGGUACCAUGAAGGCAUUGGACUUUUAUGCCCGGAGGAAAUCACCUCCUAAAUACACAGAUCCGAAUCCGCCUUCAGACAGCAUCAUUGCUCUGCUUCUCUUCACGGAGCUGAGAUAUGAAUCAUUUACACCAAACUAUCUCCGUACAGCUCCUGCUCCAGCCCAGCUGGAAGCAGACACUACUGCAGAAUACGUCUGCUACCAGAAGCGAGACCUAAAGGGCGGCAAACAGGUCUUCUCUACAUUCGGCAAGAGAGUGGCCUCACUGCAGACACCAGGACGCAAAGCUCCCCAUCGAUUCUCAGAGGCAUUCGAUCUAGUCAUACACGCAGCUUUCUUUCUAGCCACCCAGUUUCUUUUCCCGCUAUCCAAUCCGACUGUUCAGGCCAUUCAGAUUCUGCUCGCGAUCUACGUCAUCUGGGAAUCACUACAGCUCCUCCUCCGCUACAAGACUAGCCCUCCUCUCUUUGGACCGGUCUACACUGCUUCAUCACUUGCCUCCUUUUGGAGCGAAACAUGGCACACGGCAUUUGCUAGUCCUUGCCGGUCACUCGCAUACGACCCCCUACGACGACAUCUGCCUGCCAAAUACGGCGUUCCUGAAUCGUUUGCAAAGGGGGUUGGAAUCAUUGCUUCGUUUUCGUUGAUGGGUUUGUUUCAUGCGUACAGCCUUGCUCCUGUUCUCCCCUUGGACGGUAUAUUGCGCAUCAUUGCUUUCUUCCUGUUGAAUGGGAUUGGGACCGUUAUCGAGACGGCGAUAUGGGGGAGAAAUGCGCAUUGGGGGAAAGCACUUUUGGCCUGGACUUUCGAGAUAGUCAUUGCCAGUUGGACGGUCGAGGGCCUUUCUCUUCCCAAGGGGCUACAGAACAUCUCGUGGGAUAGUAUCUGUAAUGUUGGUGGAGUUAAACGAGGUUGA